Molecule: messenger RNA, 3273 nt
Organism: Apaloderma vittatum (bar-tailed trogon)
Lineage: Eukaryota; Metazoa; Chordata; Aves; Trogoniformes; Trogonidae
Gene: BICRAL
Product: GLTSCR1-like
Exons: 11
Coding region: 1-3273 (1090 amino acids)
Biological process (GO): positive regulation of DNA-templated transcription
Cellular component (GO): SWI/SNF complex
Source: RefSeq, a predicted model, not a curated record
AUGGAUGAUGACGAUGAUGAAUCCUGUCUCCUUGAUCUUAUUGGGGACCCACAGGCGCUGAAUUACUUUCUACACGGACCUAGUAGUAAAUCUAGCAAUGAAGACUUGACCAAUGCAGAAUAUUCUGUAGCCAACUCAAAUUCAAUUUUCGCCAACUCCAAUAACACUGAUCCUAAGUCGUCUGUAAAAGGUGUAAGUGGCCAGCUUGGAGAGGGGCCUAGUGAUGGACUGCAGCUGUCCAGUAGCCUUCAGUUUCUUGAAGAUGAACUUGUGUCUUCUCCCUUACCUGAUCUUACUGAGGAUCAGCCUUUUGAUAUUCUUCAGAAGUCCUUGCAGGAGGCCAAUAUUACUGAACAGACUUUGGCAGAAGAGGCAUAUUUGGAUGCCAGUGUAGGUUCUAGCCAACAGUUUGCACAAGCUCAGCUUCAUCCUUCUUCAUCAGCAUCCUUUACUCAGGCUUCUAAUGUUUCUAAUUACUCAGGUCAGACGUUGCAACCUAUAGGAGUUACUCAAGUGGUACAGCAACCUGUUGGAGCAUCUUUUGCAAGCAAUACGGUCGGUGUGCAACAUGGCUUUAUGCAACAUGUCGGAAUUAGUGUUCCCAGCCAGCAUUUGUCUAAUAGCAGCCAGAUCAGUGGUUCCGGGCAGAUCCAGCUAAUUGGUUCAUUUAGUAAUCAACCUUCCAUGAUGACCAUUAAUAACCUUGAUGGAUCUCAGAUAAUUCUGAAAGGCAAUGGUCAACAAACACCUGCAAACAUGAGUAGUAGCCUCUUGGUUCAUAGACAAACUCCAAAUGGUAACUCACUAUUUGGUAACUCAAAUUCAAGUCCAGUAGCACAACCCGUAACCGUUCCAUUUAACAGCACAAAUUUUCAGACAUCGUUGCCUGUCCAUAAUAUCAUCAUUCAGAGGGGUUUGGCACCAAACUCUAACAAAGUUCCCAUUAAUAUCCAACCAAAGCCUGUCCAGAUGGGUCAGCAGACUGCUUACAACAUGAAUAACUUGGGAAUACAGCAGCAUCACGUACAGCAAGGGAUUCCGUUUGCUUCUGCAAACUCGCCUCAGAGUUCGGUAGUGGGUCCUCAUAUGUCUGUGAAUAUUGUUAAUCAACAAAAUACAAGAAAAUCGGUUACCCCUCAGGCCGUUAGCAACGCUGGAGGUAGUAUUGUUAUCCAUUCUCCUAUGGGACAGCCUCAUGCACCUCAGAACCAGUUUCUCAUACCUACAAGUUUAGCUGUUAAUUCUAAUUCAGUUCAUCAUGUCCAGGCCAUAAAUGGACAGCUUCUUCAGACUCAGCCUUCCCAGCUGGUUCCCGGCCAAGUGUCUGCCGAGCAUGUAAUGCUCAAUAGGAACUCUACAAACAUGCUAAGAGCCAACCAGUCCUAUUCUGGACAGAUGCUGAAUAAUCAGAACACAGCUGUUCAGCUUGUUUCCAGCCAGACGUUCACAGCUUCUGGAAACCAAGUUAUAGUAAAUCAUGGAGCUUCACAGAUCGUUGGUGGACAGGUGCCGCUGCAGCAGGCGUCACCGACAGUGUUGCAUUUGUCACCGAAUCAAGCUAAUGUUUCUCAAGGCAGAUCGAGUUUUACUACGAUGUCACCUGGGCAGUCUACAGCCGCCAGUAUGUCAGCUUCUAAUCGAUUUGCUGUUGCAAGUUCUUCUGGUUCGGUACAUCCGAGCUUGGGACCAUCAGUUCAGUCUGUCGCGUCAGGUGGAAGCUUUACGGGAGAUCAGCUCACACAGAACAGAACUCAAGUUCCCAUCAGUGCGUCCCAGCAUCGUCUUCCCGCAUCCUCUUCCAAAUCUGUCAGCACCUUUAGUCACACUUCAAUUGGAGUAACGCAACAGCAGUUUGCCUUUGGUCAGAAAAAAGCUAUGAAUCAGACAUCACCAGUUUCUGCAUUGAAGACACAGGAUAAUUUGAGACAACCUCAGCUAACAAGUCUUCUGAGCAACACACUAUCAGGUCAGGACUCUGGAGGAAAAAUCAUACAGCAAUCUCUAGGAACAGCACAACCACAAGAAAAGGUUGUAGGAUCAUCAUCAGUUCAACAGAAUAUACAGGUGGAUGGUCAUUUAGUCGGACAGAAAAGGCCAGCUGCUAAACAGUUAACUAAAGGAGCUUUUAUUCUACAGCAAUUACAGAAGGAUCAAGUGCAUGCUGUGACACCAGAUAAAAGUCGGUUUAGAUCAUUAAAUGAUGCAGUUCAGAGACUCCUUUCAUACCAUGUAUGCCAGGGAUCACUGCCAACAGAGGAGGACUUAAGGAAAGUGGACAGCGAGUUUGAAUCUGUAGCUGCACAGCUUCUGAAGAGGACACAGGCUAUGCUGAACAAAUACAGAUGUUUGCUUAUAGAAGAUGCAAUGCGGAUAAAUCCCUCUGCAGAAAUGGUUAUGAUUGAUAGGAUGUUUAACCAGGAAGAAAGGGCAUCUCUCACCAGGGAUAAGCGUCUUGCACUUGUGGAUCCUGAUGGUUAUCAGGAUGAUUUUUGCUGUUCUGCCAAACAAUUUGAUAAAACAGCUGAAGAAGCACAGUCCAGUAAAAGUGACCACCAGUCUAGCAAAACAUUACCUUCUCGAAGUCAGACUACCAAAACUCAAGCCAGAGACCGACCAAAAUCCAGCUCAGCAGAGUCUGCAAAUCACAGUAAACUUCCUCUAGUGCCUAACAACGUUCUGACACCACACGAAGGAAUUGCUUCUACUAAAAAGUCGGAGAGCCUCACUAAAGCUUUAAAGUUUGAAAAAGCUAAUUGUUCUUCGGAGAGCCAGUAUGUGGCCCUUUCUGAAGAAAAGCUGGCUGGGAAAGAGCUUGCAAGGUCCACUGAGAAUUCUUCGAAUUCUGAAGACUUGUCAAAAACUGUGUCAAGAAGCAGUCAUGGAACACACAAUAAAAUAUCAAGGAACACAGUUCAGUCUUUCUCAAAGGUAACAUGUAAUAAUUCCCUCCAAGAGAAAACUCUGAGGAGCUCUCCAAAGAAUGAGGUUUUACAUCCCGAUAGCAGGAAAGGCUCUGGUGAACCCCAGCAAGACUUACUGCUCAGUAAGAGUUUAGAAACUACGUUUAAAAACAUCUUGGAACUUAAAAAAGCUGGGAGACAGCCACAGAAUGAGGCGGCGAGUAGUGGCUCGGUCGAAUUAGAAUUUCCUAAUUUUUCGCCUAUUGCUUCACAGGAGAACUGCCUGGAAAAAUUUAUUCCAGACCACAGUGAAGGUGUUGUAGAAACUGACUCUAUUUUAGAAGCAGCUGUAAAUAGUAUCUUAGAGUGUUAA